AUGGACACCGGUGAUGUACAAGUACAACAUCAACCGUCCACUCAAGACCCAAUAAGGCAACCUUGGAGCAAUAAUAAUUCAAAUAGUAAACAAAAUGGUAAAAAUUUAAAUUUAAUAAAUGUUGAGUAUUCUCAAAAUUCAACUAAAAUUAAUGGAACAAAGUCUUCUAUCACUACUCCAAAAAUUUCUCAAAAUUUUAUUGCUCAGCCAAAAUCUGUCACUUUUAUCAAUAAAAAUAGUUCACAACUAAACUCAUCAAAAUCUUCUCCAUUACCAUCAUAUAAUAAUAAUAAUAAUUUAUCAAAAAGUCCUCCUAAAAGUAACAAAAAUAUUAUUACUACUGUACAACAAAAAACAACAAACUACAAUAGAUCUAUUCCAAAACCACUUAAUUUAUCAAAAACAACCCAAUUUCAAAAUUUAGCAAGAGCACCACAGACUGCUACUUUUCCACAAAAAAUAAAUAGAAGUUAUAACCUUCUAAAUCCUCCUAAAACUGCCACUUUUCCAAAACAUUCUAAUGGAUUUCCAAAAGAUAUCAGACAACCCACUUUAAGGCUUCCUACUACUUCUCCCUCAACAACAAAUAAUUCUCAACAUGCUUACACCCUAAUGUGUAAUGAGCAAUAUCUAAAUGCUUUGGAGCUAACAAGAAAUAGAAACUAUAAUUCUAAUUCAAUACCUGUUAGAUUCACUACAGCUAAUUGUCAUCAAGUUGAACCAAGCCCUGAAUAUAUUAGCCCCUCAACUUCAGCUAGUAAUUUACACCAACAACAAUGUUCUAAUAUAGUUCCAGCUACAAAAGAUGAAAGACGUAAAAGUGUGUUUGGCGGACCAAUGAAAAUCCACCCAGAUGCAAUUCUUCCUAUUCGUCAACCCAAAGGGCCUGAAAUGUCAAAAAAUUUUGCUACUAGAAUUCGUCGUAAAGCUGUUAGCAAGCUUCAUGCUGCUGCAGCUAACAGAAGGAGAAAGUCCGCAGCUGAUAGAAGAAAAUCUGCGAUGUUUUAA
Molecule: messenger RNA, 1008 nt
Organism: Entrophospora candida
Lineage: Eukaryota; Fungi; Glomeromycota; Glomeromycetes; Entrophosporales; Entrophosporaceae
Source: the annotation of a GenBank genome assembly